Molecule: messenger RNA, 597 nt
Organism: Eremothecium cymbalariae DBVPG#7215
Lineage: Eukaryota; Fungi; Ascomycota; Saccharomycetes; Saccharomycetales; Saccharomycetaceae
Gene: PAA1
Product: polyamine acetyltransferase
Exons: 1
Coding region: 1-597 (198 amino acids)
Cellular component (GO): cytoplasm
Molecular function (GO): aralkylamine N-acetyltransferase activity
Source: RefSeq, a predicted model, not a curated record
AUGAAUUCUACUUUGCCUUUACACAUGUAUAUUAGACCAUUGACGGUUGAAGAUGCGGAAGAAAUUGGUGUUUUAGAGUCACAAGGUUUUCCACCUGAGGAGCGAGCAUCAGAAGAAGUGAUUAGAUUUCGGUUAGCAGCUUGUCCUGAGUUGUGUUCGGGGUUGUUUAUUAGAGAAGUAUCUGGGGUAGAAAUUAAAGAUGAGAAAUUGAUAGGGCAUAUUCUUGGGACGAAGGUUACUUCUAGUGUGGGCGGCAGCGAGAAGAAUAAAGAGGCGUUUAUUACCUAUGAAAAUAGGGAGAAGAUGCAUGAUGACUCUUCUAAUACGAUUGCAGUUCAUUCUAUUGUUAUUGCACCUGAACACCAAAAGAAGAAUCUAGCUACGCUGAUGUUGACAGAUUAUGUACAAAAGAUGUCAAACCAGAAGGUUGCAGAUAAGUUGGUGCUGAUUACCCAUGAGCCUUUGGUGCCAUUUUAUGAGAGACUUGGGUUCCAACUUGUGGGUGAGAAUGAAGCUGUAAAGAAGAGUCCCGAAUUUUCUAAGAAUAAAUGGUUUGAUAUGGUGAGGGAGUUGGUUAAUGAGGAAUACGAAUGCUGA